Messenger RNA from Mucor mucedo, 4481 nucleotides. RefSeq lists its product as uncharacterized. The record is from RefSeq and is a predicted model, not a curated record. NCBI's taxonomy places the organism in Eukaryota, Fungi, Mucoromycota, Mucoromycetes, Mucorales, Mucoraceae. Gene Ontology annotation, molecular function: protein binding. Gene Ontology annotation, biological process: regulation of mitotic cell cycle; mitotic spindle organization. The transcript has 11 exons. Gene Ontology annotation, cellular component: mitotic spindle. Bases 75 to 4481 code for a protein of 1468 amino acids.
CUUUUUCUCUUUUUCUUUUCCUUCUUUUUUUUUUUUUUUUAAUAUUUUUACAUACAUAUUCUUAAUAAAUAAUUAUGGACGAACAAUUUCCGGUGAACUCUGGGAGUGUUCCUCCACCUUCUCAAUCGAGUAAUGUCACACCUCAUCAACUUGCUAAUUUUGCGACAUUUCAGAAUAAUACUGGGUUUCGACGUAAAGGAAAAGAAACCAUACGACCUAUUCCAAAAUUAAAGCUAGAGAGGAUUCUAGGACUUACAUCGACGUCGUCCAAUAUAUUAGCGACAGCCAACGACUUGAUAGCUUAUGCGGCAGGCGCUGUUGUAGUUAUUUAUAAUCAUAAACGCAAUAAACAAGUGGCAUUAUUAUACCCUCCUCAGACACAACAACAAUUGACAAAUGUAAAUAUAAACAAUACGAAUGCUUCGAAUCAAUUGUCGUCCUCUGCUUUACCGCUUAUUUUACCUCUCGGUGGUGGGGGUAACAAUAAUACGACAUCCAUGAACAAUGAAGUCCUGACUUCCACACAAAAUCCCACUAGCCAAGACGAGAAAAAAUCAGCGACACCUGCCAGCACUCGUGCAAAACCUAUCAGCUGCUUAGCAUUCUCCCCCGAUGGGAACUAUCUGGCUGCUGGAGAAAUGGGCCAUCAGCCUCGAAUCCUAAUUUGGGAUGUAAAAGAAAAAAAGCUACUCCGAGAAUUCAAAUCACACAAAUUUGGUGUCCUGUCAUUAUCAUUUUCUCCAAACAUGCGAUAUUUGGUAUCGAUUGGAUUUCAGCAUGAUGGUUAUCUUUAUGUCUGGGAUUGGAAAAAGGGAAUAAAAUUGGCCGGAAACAAAGUGACAAGUCGAGUCAAUGCAGUGUCCUUUUCCAAAGACGGCUCUUAUUUUGUUACUGCCGGUCUACGACAUGUCAAAUUCUGGUAUUUGGAUGCUCGCGGAAGAAUUCCUAAAAGAGGAAAUCUUUCGUCAAGAGAAACGCAGGUAUUGGAUGGUAGAUCAGGUAUCUUGGGUGUAUUACGUGACGCCAACUUUGUUGAUGUAGCCUGCGAUCGGAGUAGCAACACCGGUUACACUUAUUUCAUCACGGACCUUAGUAUUUUGUGUAUAUUUAAAGAAGGAAGGGUACUCGAUAAAUGGGUCGAUCUUCAGGGAAAAAACUCCUAUUCAAUUGCCGUCUCAUCAAAUUAUGUGAUAUGUACCUGCUCAGAAGGCGUCAUUCGUUUGUUUGAACCUGUGACAUUAAAGUAUGUGGGCAUCCUUCCAAAGCCUCAUCCAUUAGGGACCGAUAUCAGUCUCGUCACUUCACCCGAUAUGAUUCGUCCCACCGAUGCAUUUUAUCCCGACGCUGUAGCCAUGGUCUAUAACGAAAGUUCGCAACGCGUGGUAUGUGUGUAUGGCGAUAGGAGUUUAUAUGUAUGGGACAUUCGUGAUUUGAACAAGAUUGGCAAGUACAGAAGUUUUAUUUUUCAUAGCGAUUGUGUAUGGGGUGUGGAACCCUGUCCGAAUAUCGAAAGAGACGAUAAUGCAAUUCCACUGAAUUCAUUUGCUACCUUUUCGGCGGAUGGUACGGUUCGUAUUUGGAAUUUAGAUACACCCAUUCAUACAACAUCAUCCACCUCUUCUUCACCACUCUCGCCACCUCCCCCCGUCAACGGACAAAAUGGAAUUCUAUCACCCAGUAGUAGUACAGUGGUCGGAUCCCAUCGACGAAAUAUUUAUUCUCGGGAAUUAAUAAAGAUGAUUUAUGUGGAUCCCGAUGCAGUCAAAUUCUCGAAAUUUAAAAGUAGUUACGAACUCGCAGAAGAUCAAUGCCCUGAUUAUGGUAUUAGAUCCCUAAAAAUGAGUGCAGAUGGACAGUUAAUGGCAAGUGGUGAUCGUAGUGGCAAUUUACGUGUGCAUGAUAUGAAUUCUUGGGAUCUCCUCACCUACCAAGAGGCGCAUGAUUCUGAGAUUUUAUCUAUUGCUUUAACUACGCCUACAGAAAGAGAUGCACCUAGUUUAAUUGCUACGGCAAGUCGGGACAGAUUGCUUCAUAUUUUUGAUAUAAAAUCGAAAUUUCAGCUAGUUCAAAGUUUAGACGACCAUUCAUCCUCCAUCACAUCCGUCAAAUUCUCCGAAGAUGCCAGUCGGUUGAUCAGUUGUGGCGCGGAUAAAGGCAUCAUUUUCCGUCAACGUACCAGUCCCGUCACACCUUUUCUAGAUCCUACACCUCGUCCCUAUUCCACAUAUCACAAUUAUUCAGGACGAAGUACUGUGUUUGACAUGGCACUGGAUGUCAAUGGUCGAUUUGUAGCAUCAGUCACAGGUGAGCGCAAACUCUAUGUUCUCAGUGUUGAAUCUGGUAAACCAUUUCGUAUCUGUAAACCCGAGACAGCGGACGAGAUUGGAAAAUUUUCUGAAAAUUCAGGUGGAAGUCUAAUCAAUAUUGAUUUGGAUCCAUUUUCGGGCACCUUUGCUGUCACCAGUGGUUCAGAUCGAUGUAUUCGUUUGUUUGAUUUAACCAAUAGUACAUGUAUUGAAAAGAUGUGUGCUCAUUCAGAACUCAUCACAUCCGUCAAGUUUAUUCGUACGAAUACCGAAGAGGAUGGCUUACGUGUCGUCAGUACUUGUUCGGAUGGCACUAUCUUUAUCUGGAAGGUCAACCGAGAGAUUAUUGCUAAAAUGUGUGCACGAGCCAACGAACGCGAUCUCAAAUUGAAACAACAGCAAAGGGCAGAUGAUGAUGGAACGGAAGACAAGCGAGCAGCCAUGUUAUUGGGUUUACAAAACAAUCACAAUAAACGUAUCCGUCGUGUAAGUACCGCUACCAAUAUACGACCCACUGCCAGUAUCUCCCAAAUGAUCCGACAAGGUGAACGUCGUACCUUCUCAACCAUGUCACCCGCAGAACAAAAAUACGACGAUGUAUAUAAAAAAAUUGCGGCUUCUUCCGGUCGUCGCAACCAUGAUAACGCGAUACCCCAUCAUCAUCAUCAUUCAGCAGCACCAGCUGGAGUAAGUACAGGAGAAACUCCACCUGCAUCCCCUACCACGCCAAAUCGACUCCUCAAUAGUAAUCCUAAUCAUCGUAAUGUCUUUCUUCGAAAGGAAAAUCGAAUCAUGUCUGCACCUCCCUUGCAACAAGAUAAUAAUAAUGGUAGAAAAUCACCUCCGGAACAGCGCACAGGUAAAUUAGAUCGCUUGUAUAACGGAUUGCCAACAUCAUAUGGGCGAGAGAGAACAAUGAGUCAGGUCACGCCACCCACUGCUGCUGGUUUAGUGCAAUAUCGUCAACAAUCAUCAGCGCCUCCACCUUUAGUCUCAGGUGGUGGUCGAAAUCCGAUCCUAAGACGCGCGAUUUCUCGAGACGCUUUGAUGGGUAAGAAGGAACCUGAAUAUAAUGCAAAUACGAGCAGAAAAUCGCCUACCAAAACCAUGGCAUAUUUAUCCAACAAUACCAAACAACAAAGGGAAGCUUCCGUGAUCAGUCGAAGAAGUAGUCAACCUACAUUUACACGGAAAUUAACGGAUUCUCAACCUGUUGUAUCUGAUUUACAGCAAACCAUUGUGACGAAUAUCAAGGCCAAUUUUAAAACUUUGGCUGAAGAAGAUGACUCAGAUAAUGAUCAUAGCAGAGAUGAAGAGGAAAAGGAAGAUGAUGACGAAGUAGAUGAGGAAGAAGAGGAUGAAGAGGAUGAAGAAGAAGAAGAAGAAGAGGAGAUUAUUUUUACACCCGAACAAGAUAAAACAAGUAAAACCUUUGAAGUUUCAACGCAUCAUCAUCAUAUUCCGACUGCGUGCGAAGAAGAAGAAGAAUACGAGGAAGAAUACGGUGGGAGUACACCUGUUUCUGAUAGUGAAACAAAUACCACGCUCUGUAAUGAUGAAGAAUCCAGUGAAGAUAAUGUGGAUGAUGAAAUUAAUCGAGAUAUCACGGCAAGAGAACCACCUCGUGUUUCGACUUCCUUAAGUCGAACCACCAUGAUGAAUCACGCUUACAUUGAAAUUCAAAACAAAUUGGAAAAAGCAGCGAAAAGACAGAGCAUUACUGCCAGAUUUUUAUCUUCACUCUCUGGCGCUACUGCUGCUGCCGCCGUUGGUGGUGGUACACAUCGUCCUUCUUUGGAUCAUGUCAUGAGUUCUUUCCAAGAGUUAACCAAACCCAUACCCCCGAUCACGCCUCCUAUCUCUACCCAUGAAGAGCCUGUGACUUUAGAAGAAGAAGAGGACAAUGUAAAGCUAGAGAACGCCUUGUCUGAUUUAGAAGGCGUGACGAUAUUAUUGGAUAGUGUGUUGGAGGCGUAUCUGAGUAGUACCAAAUCAAACAGCAAUGAAAAAUCAAUUCGGGCGAUUGAAAGCAAAUUAAGUCAGGUUGCCGAUAAGAUUUCUAAAAGUGUACAACAACAAGAGGAGCCGGAACGAAAAGAAUCGCCAGAAACCAUCCAGUUGCUUGAAAGAUAUUCGAGCUUGUUACUGAAUAUGGUUGAGAAUAAAAUGAAAUAA